CCGAUCCUAUCGGUAUACCGUUACCACGAACAAAGCUUCUCAAUAAAAAUCACCAUUCCCUCUUAAUUCCCAUUUUAGAGCAAUUGACUCUAGAUAACUAUCCACCUGAUUUUUUUUGGUUACAGUUACCACUAUUACUGCGACCUAAAUUUACUCACCAAGAAAAUAAGCAAAAAAACAGACUACUUUUCCUAUCAGCAUCUCACACGCUUUACCGCUUAUUAGCGCCAAGCCACCUCAAAAAUUCCGAGACACAUCAGAGCCCCCAGCAGCAAACAGCCUCAAACGAGUCGAUUCGAGUAGGUAGCAUGUGGUAUUGAGCAAUGAUAGGAUCACAGCAUCAUGCAUUUAUAGCGCCAACGAUCGCUACUAUCGACAAUUCUAGGAGGAUCAGCGAUAUGUCGCUCAAUUCGACUUCCUCAGAGCAGAGCGAGUGUGAUAUGGCGAUGUCGCGGACCCGAUUAGGAGGAUGUGGAAGAACGACUGGCGGGGCGGGAUGGAUGGUGAAGGCAGCUCUUUUCUCGGUUCUCUUUGCGGUUCCUGGUUCCAUGGCGCAAGACAACUGUAUCUCAUUAUCGGGUUCGACCACCUGCGGAGCUUUUCAGCCUGCUUCAAUUUCUACUACGAAUGAUGACCUACGAAAAAGAUUCACCUUUCUUCAAUUUGUCAAAGAUACGGCGUCCUUUGACGAGCAAUUAAGCCAGUACGUUCGAACGACCUAUGUUCAGGAACAAUAUCAGAAUCUUCUUGGAUGCGGUAACAUCGACCUUGUCAACACUACUGAUUUAUAUGCCCGCUUCACCACCUCGAAGAUCUGUAACGUUAUUAUUCAGAAAUCCAUUGAGCCCUGCGGCCUGUCAGACCAGGCCUCAUUGCCCUUGUGUGCCGACUCUUGCACCGACUUUGCUGAGAGUGAAGCCUACUUGGCAGCCGACACUAAUCUUUGUCCUGGCACUAGCGAUCGUCGCCAGGAGCAGAUAAGAGCUGACUUUAUCGAUUGUUCCGUACCACCACGCUCAUUGACACCUGGUAGUUGCAUCCAAGGCAUAGCUAACGAGCCAGAAAACUGUGGAUACGGGAACAGCACUAUUGGAUUGUGCUCAUACUGCGCCUCGGGUGGCAUCAAUUCGACCGACACUUGUUGUUACAACUCCGAUGUUGAGGCAAGAUGUGCUAACGUAGUCCUACCUACGAUUACGCCGACAAUGACUUUACCAACUGCAAGCUCGUCUGCAAGUUCGACGGCCACUCCGGCACCGGGUGUUUCCUCGGGCAAUGGUGGCCUUUCUGGUGGUGCUAUAGCUGGAGUUGUAGUCGGAUCCGUCGCCGGCCUGGCUCUCUUGGUUUUCCUCCUCUUGAUGUGCAUUAGACUUGCCCGACGGAGGCGCGGUAGUCAGAAGGGAAGCAUUUUCAACCAGCCUUCACCCUCUAGAAAAGGACCCCAAACAGCGCAGAUACCCGCAAACGUGGCAGCGCCGCCCCAAGAGUACGAAGUUCUCCCCGGAGGAAGAAUAGCUCGCAUGUCCGCAUUAGAAGGCCACACGGCAGAUCCGUCCUCAAGACGUGGAGAAUCAAAGCGUGGAGGUUCGGCAGGCGCAGCAGCAGCAGGCGCCGCGGCUGGAUAUAUGACCGCAAGGCGAAGGGGAGGGGGCGAUCACUCAUCUUCGGACUCAUUUGGAGACAGUCCUAGGUCAGAACCACGUGCAGCUAUCUUACGCCCACCUCCUAUGAACAUUCGUAGGCACGGUUCAUUGUCCAGUAGUUCUGUACUCGCUGGUGAGGAUCCUCAAUCUCCGGCUAGUGCCGGGGGUAUGUCAUCCCCUCCCGGUGUCAACAGCCAACAGUCUGAGCAACUGCCAUUUUUCAAAGACUAUUAUUCGCAAGACGAUGUCCACCCAGGCGAUCGCGUCGCAGUUCUAUGGGCAUAUCAACCGCGCGCGGCCGACGAAUUUGCCCUAGAACGUGGCGAUAUGUUGAAGGUGGUUGGUAUCUGGGAUGAUGGAUGGGCGACAGGUGUUCUGCUGGACGAAAGGGCAGACGAGUGGGAGGCGCGAAAGCAGUCUCAAAGAGACAGUGGUGUAUCGCACACCUCGGGCCGUGGACGAGAUACGUCGCCUCCUGCUAGCGGAGAGAUAAAAGCUUUCCCAUUAGUCUGCGUCUGCCUCCCUGAGCAUUGGAGGAAAACUAUCGAAGGUGACGGGUCCACAGAGACUGGCUCGAGCGCCCAUCACGGCCACCUUACCUGAAGCCGAUAACGACAUAUUACGCUGUUCACUUAUAUUUGAUAGAUUGAUGAAGCUUACUUGCGUUUGCAUUGCUCCGGCGUUCAGGGACUUCCGACUUAGACGCAACUUUCGGUCCGAGCAUAGCACGAUACCCGGCGUCACUCUUCCUCCCGGUGUACCCUCGACCUACGGCCGAACAACGUCCAGGCUAAUCGUCACCGGCUUGCUGCGCGUCUUCCCAUCCUCGUCCUGCACAUAGACACGAUAGUUCGCAUUAUCGCGAUUGAUACGCUUAAUGCUUUCGAUUCCAUAAUACGCAUUUAAUUCUUUUCGGAUGACACAUCGCC
Daldinia vernicosa is the source of this 2572-nucleotide messenger RNA. RefSeq lists its product as uncharacterized. The transcript is spliced from 3 exons. The record is from RefSeq and is a predicted model, not a curated record. NCBI's taxonomy places the organism in Eukaryota, Fungi, Ascomycota, Sordariomycetes, Xylariales, Hypoxylaceae. Gene Ontology annotation, molecular function: protein binding. The coding region runs from base 324 to 2246 and encodes 640 amino acids.